GUCAUCAAAGAAACUCACACAAGUACAAGUUCAUCUUCAUGUUUUUUUAUCACUAGCCUUCUUUUCCUCUACUAAUGUAAACUGGCUUCAAGCUACUUGAGUUUAUACUUUGAUGCAAAUAUGAGCACCUUCUCACUUGGAACUCACAAAUUUUUGCUAAUUGUGGUUUUCUUCACUGUGAUUUCUAUUGGUUGGAGCCUUAGAGUGAUCCCAAAUCAUGAUAAGUUGGCCAGCUUGCAAGAAGAGAAAGCAACGAUUAGAGAUAAAAAGGAAGAAGAAAACAUGGGAAUGGAACUCUACCCAACUGGCUCCACAAUACCAGAUUGUUCCCAUGCAUGUGGACCAUGCUCUCCCUGCAAGAGGGUGAUGGUGAGCUUCAAGUGCUCCAUUGCAGAAUCUUGCCCCAUAGUUUACCGAUGCACUUGCAAAGGGAAAUACUACCAUGUACCCUCCAAUUGAUGACCACAAUUUGUUUUUUUUUUUUUUAAUUUAGUCUAGGAUAAAUGUUGUAAGUCUUAAGAGGAUGAUGUAGAUUGGAUAUUUUUACCAUCUGGAAUUUGCUUAGAUUUGUUAGGCACGGCGAAAAGCAGGCAUAGUAUGAGUUUUUGUUGUGGCUUGCUUGGGCAUCUUAAUUUGACCAUGUUCUUUAGCAGCAAAAGAAUGAACUUGAGAUGAAACAUUUAUUGAUAGGCCAAA
This is a messenger RNA of Glycine soja, 696 nucleotides long. RefSeq names its product protein EPIDERMAL PATTERNING FACTOR 2-like. The record is from RefSeq and is a predicted model, not a curated record. The coding region runs from base 121 to 459 and encodes 112 amino acids. The transcript is spliced from 3 exons. Gene Ontology annotation, biological process: guard cell differentiation; stomatal complex development. Lineage: Eukaryota; Viridiplantae; Streptophyta; Magnoliopsida; Fabales; Fabaceae.